Rhodotorula graminis WP1 is the source of this 1237-nucleotide messenger RNA. RefSeq lists its product as uncharacterized. Lineage: Eukaryota; Fungi; Basidiomycota; Microbotryomycetes; Sporidiobolales; Sporidiobolaceae. Bases 1 to 1188 code for a protein of 395 amino acids. The transcript is spliced from 6 exons. The record is from RefSeq and is a predicted model, not a curated record.
AUGUCUGCUGAGCCCCACAAGUACUGGCCGUCGGUCGGCACGACCUACCCGCACUGGGCCGACCUCCUCCUCGCGACCCAACUCGCCGCAGCUCGAGCCGGCUUCAACUACCUCGGCCGGUACUUCGACCAGCGCAGGCCAGCCCAGCUGUCGAUCGUCUGCAUGGUGCACUCGACGCAAAUGCGCGCGAGCGGCUGCACGCACUCGCUCGUCGAGGCGGUCGCUGUCGACCCCAAGGACGUCACGGGCGGGUGGAGGGUCAGCAAGAUCAACGCGCAGAACCUCGAUGCCCAACGGCACCCGAUGCAUACGGGAGGCAUCGGUCUGUCGUACUGGCUCAAGACGUCCACCGACACCCUCAUCCUCCGCCCUGGCGACAUAGUCCGAGGUUUGCGAGCCAUGCAUACCGUCGAGGGCGCCUUGCGUGCUCAGGGCCGGCGGGACGGACGCUUCCUUGCCUGUCGAACCGUGCCGCCCUCGCGCGGCAGCGUCCACCCGGCGUACCUGAUCACGUGCGUCCUCGACGCCACGUGCUGCGAGUUCCUCGUGCGCUUCGAGGGCCUCGGGCCCGACGCAGGCGGCGAGGACGGCUGGCGCUGCCUCGAGAUCCGCACCAAGCACUCGUGCACGUCCACGGCGAGCUCGCCCAGCAAGAAGCUUGAGUGGAGGCUCGAUUUUUGGCCGCAGGUUACGCUCGUCGAGGGUCGGAUUGGCAAGCCCUUCUCGCGUUCGGCCAGCACGAAGAGCGGCCAGCACGAAGUACUCAGCGACCGCUUCAUCGGGCCGUUCCCGGUUCAGACGCUCGUCCUCUCCUCUCUCGCGCCGUACCGCUCCUCGUCGCCUCCCCUCAUGCCUGCUCUCGCCGACGCCGACUCGUCCGACUCGCCCACCGCCCUCGCCUCCCUCCUACCCGACCGCCAAGCGCUCGCCUCGGCCGAGAAGGACCUCGCCGACGCGUCGACCGCCGUCGACAAGAUUAAGAGCGACCUCGCCGCCGCCGAGAAGCGCGCCGCCGAGAAGCGCGGGCGCGUCGAGAAGAAGCGCGCCAAGCUCCAGCGCCGGCUCGAGCGCGAGCGCAGCAAGAGGAAGUCGGUCAAGGAGGGACCGAGGUCCAAGGACAAGAAGCGCGACGUCAAGCGGGCCGGCGAGCGCAAGAAGAAGGCCGAGAUGCUGGCCCUGAGCGACUAGACGCUGUAGGAGAGCACGGACUGCGAUGCCGACGAGUCUUUGUCCCAUU